UUGCACCACCCAGCCCAACCCGGCCAUCAAGGCGUAUCCACGAUACCAACCAGCCGACGAAAGCAACGAGCGAAGACGAGAGAAGGUCAAUUGACCAGUCCAGCCCCAGCGCAAACCAGACCACACACCCACGAAUCCCCUCGAGCUCGGGAAAGAGCCGACAACCAAAACCCGCCCAUCAUGAGACCCUCACCCGUCCUCCAGGUGCUAAAGUACAGGCACCUGAAGCUGACGACCAAGGACGUCAACAAGGGCUUCUACAAGGGAAACCGGACGGGCGCCAUGGGUCGCCACACAAAGUACGGAGGCUACGUGAUCGAGUGGCACAAGGUGCGGACGUACGUCGUGCCGGAGGGCUUGAAGGAUUUCAAGCUUACGCCCUUCGUCUCCGAGGCUGUGCGGCCCCUGAGGGGAUCGUACCCCACGAAAGAAGGUCCCCGCGACCCCAAGCUCUACCUGGAGAACUGGAAGCAGGUGAACGGUGUGGAUUAAAGUGGGGGAGGAGAGAGAGAGUCUGCAUGGCUGGAAGAUGAGAGAGAGAAAAAUAAGAAAGGGGAAACGAGAAGCACAGCAUUGAGACCUGUUGCUGCUCGCUGACGGGAGACGGUAUCAGGAGAGACAACCCGAAAAACAACCCCAGAAACAAGGGGCAGGAUCACGUUCUCACCCCCAAAACAAGAGUGUACAAGAGCUGUAUAUACCCUCGACGCUGUAACAAUAUGUAAAAAAAGACAAAGUCACAUUCAACAACAUUGCGGCAGGGUCUCGUGGAGUAUGAGGAUUCGCGAUUGAGACCCCAAGGACGAGAGAACACGAUUCCCCCCAAAAAAGGGAAGACAACAGAG
Messenger RNA from Colletotrichum scovillei, 845 nucleotides. RefSeq lists its product as uncharacterized. Gene Ontology annotation, cellular component: mitochondrial large ribosomal subunit. Gene Ontology annotation, biological process: translation. Lineage: Eukaryota; Fungi; Ascomycota; Sordariomycetes; Glomerellales; Glomerellaceae. Gene Ontology annotation, molecular function: structural constituent of ribosome. The transcript is spliced from 2 exons. The record is from RefSeq and is a predicted model, not a curated record. Bases 181 to 492 code for a protein of 103 amino acids.